Molecule: messenger RNA, 613 nt
Organism: Clunio marinus
Lineage: Eukaryota; Metazoa; Arthropoda; Insecta; Diptera; Chironomidae
Source: the annotation of a GenBank genome assembly
GGUUUCAGUACAAGAAACACAGGAAGAAGAAACGAACAGCGAAACGCGUGCAAAUCAAGUUUUGUUGGGAGCUUCAGGAUUUGUUCUUUCAAUUAUUUUUAUUUUAUGGGGAAUGAUUGUGCUGGUUCGAUUCUGGGUUUUCACUAAAAUUUUCUACAGCCUCUUCAUUGCUUCGAUACUUGUCGUUGGAGUCAUUUUUAAUGUGUUUUCAAUAGUUAAUCUCUCAUUUUCUGAUGACUGCAGCACCGACAUCAUCAAACCUUUUGUAUUCCUGCCAGCUGUGUCAAUAUCAUGGAAUAUAAUUGGAAUUCUCAUGCCAUUAUUUUCUGAUAAUUUCUUCAAACAAUUUGGUGAUGUUCCAGUUGUAAUGUACCCUGACGGGUUUUAUUCUGGGGAGACCUUCAAUGAUAGUACUGCUAAAAUGCAUCCAUGGGUUUCUUUAUACAAAAGCCCAGGAAGUUCACUUUUCGACCACGAAUACCUCAUCCUUGCAGUUUUGUUCAUUAUUUUAAUUAUUCAGAUAAUCUUCUGGGCCUUUGCUUUCUUUUUUUAUAAGGAUGUCAAAAAGCAGGAGGAAAGAGUGGAAGCACGCAAAGAAAUCAAAGCCUUGUAG